Sphaerodactylus townsendi is the source of this 4823-nucleotide messenger RNA. It is a transcript of the gene TTLL5, whose product is annotated as tubulin tyrosine ligase like 5. NCBI's taxonomy places the organism in Eukaryota, Metazoa, Chordata, Lepidosauria, Squamata, Sphaerodactylidae. Bases 333 to 4271 code for a protein of 1312 amino acids. Gene Ontology annotation, molecular function: tubulin-glutamic acid ligase activity; tubulin binding. Gene Ontology annotation, biological process: microtubule cytoskeleton organization; protein polyglutamylation. The transcript is spliced from 34 exons. Gene Ontology annotation, cellular component: cilium. The record is from RefSeq and is a predicted model, not a curated record.
UUCCGAUCUGAUUUGUACACGGCGCCAUGUUAGAAGAGGCAAAAGAGGGCAAACUCGGGGCGUCCGGGCUGUUACUGCGCACGCGCGGGGAGCGGAGCCCCGGGCGGGAGCGGGAGAGGCGGCGCUUGCGUAGAGGCGCCUUGGAGAAGGGAGGGGCGGUUGCUUGCUGGUUGUUGUAGUAACAGGCGAAGCGCCGGCAGGAACCGCGGUCGCCGGCCGGGCCCCAGAGGGAGAUGAAGCAGCAGAAAACUGCCCUGGCUAGAUCUAGUAAUUCUGCAGGGAAGUGUUUGAGAGGCCACUGUUUCCAGGCUCUAUGAAAACGUGUACAGGCAAUGCCAGUUGGGAUGGCUCGGGACUUGGAAGAAACGGGCUCAUCUUCAGAAGAAGAUGUCGUGGAAGGGCCAGAGGAUCACCCGUGUAUCAUGUGGACAGGUGGAUACAGAAGGAUUCCAAUCUUGGUGUUUCAUGCAGAAGCUAUCCUAACAAAGGACAGCUACAUUCGUUUGAUUGGAGAGCGCUAUCGUUUGUCUUACAAGAUUGUGCGGACAGACAGUCGCUUGGUGCGCAGCCUUCUGACUGCUCAUGGAUUCCGUGAGGUGCAUCCCAGCAGCACUGAAUAUAAUCUGAUGUGGACAGGAUCCCACUUGAAGCCCUAUGUUCUACGAACUCUUUCAGAUAUUCAAAAAGUCAAUCACUUUCCCAGGUCCUAUGAAUUAACUCGAAAAGACAGAUUGUACAAGAACAUCAAUCGAAUGCAGCAGACCUAUGGAUUCAAGACUUUCCAUGUCCUGCCUCAGACGUUUAUCCUUCCAGCUGAAUACCAAGAAUUCUGCAGUUCCUACUCAAAGGACAGAGGACCUUGGAUAGUGAAGCCUGUGGCAUCUUCUAGAGGUCGAGGUGUCUAUUUGAUAAAUAGUCCAAAUCAGAUUUCUCUGGAAGAAAACAUUCUGAUCUCCCGCUACAUUAGCAACCCCCUUCUCAUAGAUGACUUCAAAUUUGAUGUGCGGCUGUACGUUCUGGUGACAUGCUAUGAUCCCCUUGUUGUUUACCUCUAUGAGGAAGGUUUGGCCAGGUUUGCCACUGUGAGAUACGAUCAGGGAGCAAAGAAUAUCAAGAACCAGUUCAUGCAUCUAACAAACUACAGUGUCAACAAGAAGAGUGGUGACUAUGUCAGUUGUGAUGAUCCUGAAGUGGAGGAUUAUGGGAACAAAUGGAGUAUGAGUGCAAUGCUGAGGUAUCUGAAACAGGAAGGGAGAGAUACAACGGCUCUGAUGGCAAGUGUGGAGGACUUGAUCAUUAAGACAAUAAUUUCUGCGGAGCUGGCCAUUGCUUCAGCCUGUAAAGCUUUUGUCCCUCACCGUGGUGUUUGUUUUGAGCUUUAUGGCUUUGAUGUCCUCAUUGAUUCUACUCUGAAGCCUUGGCUGCUCGAGGUGAACCUGUCCCCUUCCCUGGCUUGCGAUGCACCUUUGGACCUGAAGAUUAAAGCUAGUAUGAUUUCUGACAUGUUUACGCUUAUAGGCUUUGUUUGUCAGGAUCCAGGUCAGCGGCCAAGCCGGACAUCCUAUUACUCAUCUGAGGCCAGGAGAAACCCCUACCAGAAAGUUCAACGCCCUGUAUCUGCACAGUCUCGAUCAACAAAUGCCAAACUGCGUUCUCGGCCUCUCUCUGCCAGCGAUGCUGAGAUUAAAAACCUGAUGUCCUCAUCAAGGGAAAAAGUAACAGGAAGGCAGAUUGGCUCCAUGCUGGGCCUUUCCAUGGAGGAGAUAAAAGUGCUGCGUCGAGUGAAGGAUGAAUAUGAUCGGAGAGGAGGUUUCAUUCGCAUAUUCCCUACACCAAUAACUUGGGAUCUUUACGGAUCCUAUUUGGAACACAAGACCACAAUGAACUAUAUGCUGGCCACGCGCCUCUUCAGUGAAAGGGGAAGUUCAAGAAGAGGGCCACUUCCAAGACGAACUCGAAUAGCUAUUUCUGUUGACCAGGGUCUGGAUGCUGUGGACUGUAAUGCUCAGCUUCACGCUGCUCUUUAUGAGCGGAAACUCCUGUCUCUAGAGGUACGGAAACGACGGCGACGUUUUGGCAGACCGAGAUCAGGACGAACAAGGUUGCCAGUGACCUCAAAGGCAGCUGAUAUUGUCCUCAAGUCAGCCUUGGAGAGUGAAGAGGAAGAGGAGAUAGCAGAGGAUGACGAUGAACUGGAGGUGGCUCAGAGUGAAACAGCUGGCUCUCUUAAGAAUGUGAAGGUGAAUUUGAAGUCACAGCUGUCAGAGAAGAUGCAAGGAAAGUUGCCAAAGGAACACAAGCCUGAGGAGAUACAGCUUCAGCACAGCAUGGAAACAUUACCUAAGGAUGCUGAGCCACCCUUUAAUUUGCUACAGAUUCUUCAAGAGAAUAGGAAUCUAAGCAAAGUGCAGGCUCGCAGGGCUUUCUCUGCCUACCUGCAGCGGGUCCAGCUGCGCCUGAAGAAAGAGGCAGGGGAUCAUGUCCAGAAUGCUGCUUGGGUGGCCAAGGAGGAUGAGCAAAUGGAGCUGGUGGUUCGCUUUUUGAAACGAGCAGCCAGUAAUCUUCAGCAGUCUUUGAGGAUGCUGCUCCCAAGCAGGCGCUUGGCCCUGUACGACCGCAGGCGCAUUUUGGCUCACCAGCUGGGUGAAUUCAUCAUCUGUUACAACAGGGAAACAGACCAAAUGGCUGAGGUAAGAUUAAUGAAAAAGCAGGACGAAGAGGAGGAAGAGGGGGUAGAUGCUGAAGGCUUUCAGGAAUUCAUUAGCAAUGCAAGUGAAAGUGAUUUGGAGGAGGUGUUGACAUUUUACACGCACAAGAAUAAGUCAGCAAGUGUCUUCCUAGGAGCCAACCCUGGAGCUCCAAAGCACAGCAGCUGCCAGUUGGAGUGCAAGGCCCAGGGAGAUCAUUCAGGAAUAAUAGAAAAAACUGAAAAACAGCAACCUGAAAUACCAGCUGGUGAGGAAAAUGCGGUGGAGGAGUUGAGAAGUGAACAACCCCCAGAAGCCAAACCAUACAGGGUCCCCUCAUUAACAGAAGAUGAAAAGAACACACCACAACUUGCCCCCUCUAUUGCGGCCUCGAGUGUUCCUCUUGCUAGCCUUCCACAAAGCUUCAGCUCUCAUGUUGUGGCCUCUGAAAACGCGGAGGAGGUGGAUCAUCACUCAACGCUUUCUUUUUCAUCUGGUUCUGGAUUGAUUCCUUUCCCUUCUUUCCAAAGUGCAUCAACUGAGACCUGGUCUAGCUCAGCAAAAAAUGCCCCCCACCUGUCAUCAAACACCGGAGGUUUACACCGUUGUCGGUCCGGCACCUACACCACUGCCCCCUUCUCUUCUUUUCAAAGCGCUACGCAGAUCUACAGCCAGAGAUUGUCUCGGCCGUCCUCAGCAAAAUCAGCAGGUUCAAGCAGUCACAGCCCCGUCAGACAGCGUGGUGGAUCUGCCAGGACGACUAAAGAUGGAGAGGACAGUUCUCCCAUAAGCAAGCGCUACAGUCACACCAUUGUUGCUUCAGAGCUUCAGCGACUGGCAGAGAAGCAGGCAGCCAGGCAGUACUCUCCUUCCACUCAUAUCAGCCUCCUUACACAACAGUUAACCAACUUAAAUCUGAUGAAUGGCGCUAUGAGCAGACCAAGCACAACCUCUCCUCCCAGUUACCGGCCGCCAUUCAACCCAGGAGGCUCAUUUUGGGCCUUUCAAACAGACACACAUACAGCUGACAACAGAUCUGUAUCUUUGGCUCUCAGGACUCUGGAGACAGACAGCCUUGCCUGGGAAGGGGAUGCAGAGAACAGCAGGUUUAUGGGAAGCCAACCGCUGCAUCCUAAGCUCCAGCCAACUGCUGGUAGCUAUCAGCUCCAUUUUGCCCUGCAACAGCUACAACAGCAGAAGCUCCAGUCUCGACAGCUUUUGGACCAGAGCCGAGCCCGGCAUCAGGCGAUGUUUGCCAACUUUCUGCCACCCAGCAUCAGCCCGGUAGGCCUGUCCUCCGUUUCUGGUGCCUGCAGAACGUCAAGUGCCAUUUCUAGUAACCAGAGGUCACCCAGCCUGUCCAAGGUUAUGCCAUCCCAGAGUGCAUCUUCAAACUUGGUCCCCAAACCUCCAGCCAACCACAGGCAGGCUGUGAUCAGAAAGGUAGCAUCCCAGAGGAUUUCCAACAGAGCAACUUCUACAGAAGGACAAUUGAACGGAUUCCAGAAUAGCCUUAAGAGUGCUACAUCCUGGGAGCCACUUACAAAUUCUGCGGCUCCUGCUUGCACUUACUUUUCGAAGUGAAGGAUUUAACUCUUAAUUAAAAGACAGACCACAAGUUCAGUGCUUGAGCAUGCAAGAAAGAGAUAAGUCACUGUGACUGUACACCAUUCCACACUCCUAGCCACACUCAGAUCAGCAGCAAGGUCUGAUGUCCGCUCCAGAAUUUCCUCCAGGACAGAAGCGCAGCUGACCACCUGGGAACUGGUUCUGGAACUCUAGACUUCCUACUUAAGUUCCAGGGCUUCCUCUGCAUUCUCUAUCUCAUCUCCUUCCAACAGCCAGUUCUCCCAUUGUGAUUAUGACUUCGUGCAAGACAGAAGGUUUCCAACUGUGUCUGUGUGAUAUGUCCAGGACCGAGGUCUCUUCAUCCUUUCGGUUGUUUCAGUUCACUCCGAGGCAGUGAAGGUUGCCUCCCAGCUAGUAGGCAAAGUGAAUGCCAUGAGGCCAUCAGUGACAUGAGAGAGUUAAGAGUGCUGACUGACAAGAGACACUUGUGCAGGCUGCUAUCUUGAAGUUUGGCAGGAAGCCAGAGAAACGCUCAGUCUCAAUAAAGUCAUUCAUUUUGUUUGUUUA